CCCCCACCCACACCACCUCUUCACCACAUCCGUGUUGUCUGACCGGAGGAUGAGUCGGUAGGAGGCUAACAGCUAGCUAACGUUACCGAGCGGCGGCACCGGGCGGGCUUCUCAUGUCUGUUCAUGUUCUGUCUUCGUGCAGCGGAGCCGUUACCGUCACGAACCGGUCCGGACGUUACAUGGCCGUCGGUCGGUGUUCCGUCGAGCUGCCCGGUUAGCUCGGCGGGAGGAUGCAGCCGCUAGCCGCCGUUAGCUCCGCAGCCGUUUAUUUAUCUCGGUGUUAUGUAAGCGCGGAGCCCGUGUAGCCGCGCAGCUAACGUUAGCCUGUCAGCAUGAACGACGCGCAGCAAGAAAUGUCUCCAGACUUCGUCCUGAUGCGGCUCGUGUCCGCGGCCGAGUACGACCGACUGGACGAGCCCGACGACCUGAUGUCCGGAGGCGGCGGGUUUGGGCCCGUUAAAGCCGUGCUGGGACACCACGGCGGCGGCGGGUUUGAUCUGGACACCAGCGGCCCCUCGGCAGGCCUCGGCUCGGCCUCCCCGCACUACAGCUCGCCGCUCCCCGGAAAAGGCGAGCUGGACGGCGGGCUGGUGUUGACGCAGGCUCCGCCGGGCUCCGAGGCGCCGCUGUCCCCUCCGCCGCCCGAGGACUUUGCCGUAGCGGCCCAGCGCUUCGUGGACUUCCCGGUGCCGCACGGGCACGGCUCGGGGGGGCACGGGUCGAGGGCGCAGCUGAUGGUGUUUCAGAAUCUGCUGCGGUCCGGAGACCGGAUCCUGGAGUGCGGGCUGGAGCAGCCGCCCCCGGGGUUCCUCCAGGAGGAAGCAGAGAGACAGAGACAGCAGCUGGAUCCCGGAUCAGGUACGGGUCCCGGCAGCACAACAACUGGUCCUGGGCCUGGAGGCGGGAAGGACCAGAACUCACACUGCAUCCCAUCUGCAGAGGAAAACCUGCAACCACAGCAGCCGCAGCUGCUUCAGUGGCACCCGGUCCUCAGACUGUCCAAAGGGACCGAUGGGUCCCAUACUCCCCAGCAGGGUGUCCCGGCUCUGGACUCUGAGUCCGGGUCAGUCCUGUGCCACCGACACCGCCUGCUGACAGACCGACUAGCUAAGUGGCCCCCGGGUCUGCUGGACCAAGCCCUGCGUCUCGGCCUGCUGGAGCCCAGGAAGAACUGCUCCGCUGGGGGAGAGGACCCGGUCUUGGCCCUGGCCCGGAGGCUAGGUCAGCUGGGUGAGGGGAGGGAGGGUGGUGGAGGAGGAGGUGGGCGAGAGGAGAUGGUGCUCCCCCUCCCUCGGUGCUCCUGUCACAGCGUCCUGGCCUCGGGGUCGGGGGGCAUAGGUCCCGGCGAGGACCCGAGUGAGACCAGUGACGCUCUGCUGGUCCUAGAAGGUCUGGGGUCUGAAGAGGUGGGGGGGUUGGGUGAGGAUGGGGACAGGGAUGGAGGGGACAUGGGGGACGCUGAGAAGGGAGAGAGGAUGGGGGGUGUUGGCAGUGGGGGGACAUCUGGGGGAGCUAGGCAGGUGUUCUCCAGCGGGACUCUGAGCGGUCUGAUGAGGCAGGUCCACAGACUGGCGGAGGAGGCGGGGGUCUGCACGGACCAGAGCUGCCGGUCCUCGUUGGCUGUCCUGGGUGCUGCAGUGUCCCUACCUCCAUGUGUGGACUCCCGCCCCCCCAUCAGGCACCAGUCUCGCUCCCAGCCCCAGAGCCGCGCCACCACCCCCAAACUCGGUGUGGCCUCGGGGGGAGCGGGGCGGUCUGCCUCCCCCCUAGUGGUCCUGGAGGGGGAGGUGGGAGGAGGAGGAGGGAGGGAGGGAGAGAAGACGCCGCGGGGAAAGUCAAGGAAAGGGGGGUCACUGAAGGUCCGGCUCAGCAAGCUGUUCAGAACCAAGAGCUCCAGUGGGGGGUCGGGGGGACUGCUGGACAAGAGGCCGUCCCUGGCCUCGUCCACCUCGUCCGGGGGGAGUCUGCUGGACGUGUGGGGGUCCACCUGCAGCACGGAGCAGGACAGCAGCAGGCUGCAGGUAUCCAGACCUCACAGUGCCUUCUCGCCGGUGCCCUUCACUCCUGCUUUCACUGGUGAGACAGUGUCUCUGGUUGAUGUGGAUAUUUCUCGGAGAGGGGGGAACUCUCUUCAUCCCCCGACUCCUCCUCCCCCGCCCAGACGGAGCCUCAGUCUGCUCGAUGAUUUCGGCGGCCCUCCCCAGCAGCAGGGGCCCUUUACAGAACGCAGUGUGGGGGCAUCGAUGCAAUCUCUGCCCCCCCGACCGCUGGCCCUGCCCCCCUCCCUCAGCACCAUCCAACACAGCCUGAGCCUCAACGACACCUUCCUGCGAGGUCUACCGAGGCCGGUCCCUCUGCGCCCCGACGGUCAGCACCCCCCGCCCCGGCUCGCCCCCCGCUGCCCCCUCAGCCGCCCCGACGCCAGCAGCUUCGCCACCAGCCUCAGAGAACUGGAGAAGUGUGGCUGGUACUGGGGGCCGAUGAACUGGGAGGACGCAGAGAUGAAGCUGAAGGGGAAACCAGACGGAUCGUUCCUGGUCCGAGACAGUUCAGACCCUCGAUACAUCCUGAGUCUGAGCUUCAGGUCACAGGGAGUCACACACCACACACGCAUGGAGCACUACAGAGGAACCUUCAGUCUGUGGUGUCAUCCAAAGUUUGAGGACCGCUGUCACUCGGUGGUGGAGUUCAUAGAGAGAGCCAUCAUGCACUCCAAGAACGGGAAGUUCCUCUACUUCCUGCGCUCCAGAGUCCCCGGUCUGCCCCCGACCCCGGUCCAGCUCCUGUAUCCAGUCUCCAGGUUCAGCAGUGUUAAAUCUCUGCAGCAUCUCUGCCGCUUCUGCAUCAGACAGCUGGUCCGUAUAGACCACAUCCAGGAGCUGCCGCUGCCCACACCUCUCAUCUCCUACCUGAGGAAGUUUUAUUACUACGACCCGGAGGAGGAGAUCAUCCCCCCACUGAAGGAGCGGGGGCCGGAGCAGAGCAGCCAGCCGGGGGUGGAGGCCCAAACGUAGCACUGGAGUCUGAGGACGAGUUUUUUCUUUUCUUUGUUUUCUCCUCGUGUUUUUCGGACACUCGAUCAGCUGACUGAAGAACGUUCAAACAUUCGAACUGCACUCACAGACUUGCAGCCAAUCGGCUCCCUCCGCUCAGUCCUGUAUCCGGGGCGAGUUUCAGAUGAUCCGCCCUCCUCCUCCGGGCUCCCUGAUUGGCUCACGGGGUGUCGAUGCAGGGGAGGGGAGGGAUUGGGGAUGUGGAGACUCCGCCUCUUGUCUGAUGUCAUCACCGAGCAGCUCGACUGAAGGAAACGUCGCCGUUAGCGACGGCGCUAAAAAUGUGUAAAAGAAAAAAAAAACAAAGAACCUGCAGCUGCCUCCAGGAUCCAGGAGCAUUGUGGGAGUUCUACAGACAGCUGGAGGCCUUUCGCAGUACUGGUCCAUGAUGUCUGAACCCAGGCUCUCAGCAGGUCCACACCUGAGUCCACCUGAGUCCACCUGAGUCAUGGUGACGCUCAGCUGUUCAACCGUCCAGUAGAAACAGGUGAAAUCAGCCUCUGUCGUGUCGUUGUCGUGUCCUCACUGAUUUUAGAAUGAAUGUGUAACGUCUGAAGAAUUGACCAUAUUCACACCGCGGCCAUUUUCCUCUGACAUCACGCUCAGAUCUUCUCACUGAAAGGAUGAUGUCAUACUGCUGACUCUGACAGAUGGUUUCUAUUGAUGCUUCAUGAUCGACGAGCAACAGAAAAGAUGAUGGAGAAUGAGAAUCUGAAGAGACGUCGACUCAUAUCUCAAGAUAAAGCAUUAGCUACAGCUAACGUUAGCAUCGACCGCUUCUUAGCUAGCAUUACUGUUUGACAGAGCUGCAUGAUACAAGAGAAAUAAAUCAAUUCUGAAACAUCAACACAGAUCUCAGACACGUUUAGUUCAGUCUGUAAGUUAAAACACAUUGGAUGGAAUCAAGCUAGCAAUGUAGCAUUAGCUGCCCUGCUAUAUAAGUUAGCAGUGAUGCUCCGCUGUCAUCAAAUCAAAUCAAAUCCAAUUUUUUUAUACAGCACAUUUAAAACAACAGCUGUACAAUCAGUAACAUAAAAACAACACAGCAAGAACACAAACUGGUGAAAACAGACCGAAAUGACAACCCUCACACUGACUCAGGACAAAGAAUAAAAACCCUAGACCUGAGAGUGUGUAGAGGUACAUGUGCCACUAAAAGAUCCGACAGGUAAAAUGGAGCUAGCUCAUGUAAUGAUUUAUAAACAAAAGUAAAAAUUUUAAAAUCAAUCCUAAGACGUACAGGGAGCCAGUGAAGGGAGGCCGGCCCGGGGGAAAUGUGCUCUUGCUCACCUGUUCCUGUUAAAAGACGAGCUGCUGCAUUUUGGACCAACUGUUCACACAAAGUUCAUGUUUGCUAGCCUAGCAUUAGCUUCAGUGUUUCCAGUGGGGGUCAGUCUUCACCUUCAACAUCUGGAAAAUUUAUCUGCUCGUUCAUCGACGUGCUUAAAAGAAGGUGAAGUAAAAAACACAGGAUUUAUUCAGACAUUAAAGUUCCCACCCUCAGUGUGACGUCAGAGGAAAAUGGCUGCCGUGUGAAUAUGGUCUAUGAAGGUGGAGUGGGGAGAAUCCGGCUGUGACAUCAUCAUCAGAUGUUUUAAUUAAAGCUGAAACAGCUGAGGACAAACAGCUGAUUCUGGAUCCUGACUUUAUUUCUUAAUAGAGACGUUCACUGACUCUAAAACUCCGUCGUAUCAAACUCCGCAGAGACGUUUCCCUCAGGAUGACCAUGGACACUAGCUGAAAGCUCUCACCAGCUUUUACAGUAGAUGUUCAUCUGGUUAAUUUCUCACCUGGAAAAAAAACUAAAUGAGGAAACACGAUGCAGCAGCAGGACCUGAGCUCAGGUGGACUCCUGAUGUCUCAUGAGACCAGACUGACAAACGUCUCCCAACUCAGUGUUGUGUUAAACCGUCUCACCACCUGGUCUGGAUCUGGUCCGGAUCAGGUCUGGAUCUGGUCCGGAUCAGGUCUGGACCUGGUCUGGAGCUCUCAGGAUCAGGUGACACCACUCAGUCCUCCUGGGUUCAGUCCUCAGACCUGUUCUGGGUCUGAACCAAACAGAUUGUAACAUCUACACUUCCCUGAUACCUGGUGACCUGAUGAAGACAGUGAGACACAGUCAAAAGCUCCAGAAGUGAACGGACCUGGUGUUGAGACGGUUUCAAUGAGUGAAGACUGUUGGUUCUGAAGCUGCUGCUUCUCGCUGUCGCACUGUGGAUCAUUUAUCAGGUACUCCACAUGUUCUGCUGCUCCGAGUCCAGACUGAGGUUUUGGGGGUGUGGGUGGUUACCUGGGUUACCUGGGUUACCUAGGUUACGUGGUCCGGCUCCAGCAGCCUCCUCCCCUGCUGGCUCUGAAUCUGAUCCACUGACCCGGAGUCAGUGGAAACCUCAGAGAGAGGAGUGUCAUGUGACCGUGUCUCAUCACACCUUAGUGACCCGGGACACUUUGUGUUUGUGGUUAAGACGCUGGUACCGGGGCUGACCCCAAUGUUUGUUGCCUUGGUAACCGAUGUCCAAAUUUGUAUUUGAAUGCUUCGGGUUUUUGUUGUUGAUGUUUUUUUUUGUUUGUUUUUUUUUUUAAAUUAAUAUAUUUGCAUCACCACAGAAAUCCCACAUUAUUUAUUACGCAGCAUUAAUUCUUAUUAUUAGUAAUUCUCGGACAAGGACGUUAAUCUCAGUGAUGACUCUCAGCUAAUGAGACCAUGUGAUCAUGUGACCAUGUGACCAUAUGACAACCACACUACACAGAUGUGGAUCUGAAGAUGAUGAAAUCUGAACUGACCUCAGGAUUUUCACAGUAAAAGUGUUUUUAUUUGUUUGCCACCGUUUUCUAAAAAUAUCUGUCGGCUCGUCUUAGAAGUUUUUCUGAUGUCAGGACUGAAGACCUGAGGACCUGAGCACCUGAGCACCUGAGCACCUGAGAACCUGAGAACCUGAGAACCUGAGAACCUGAGAACCUGAGAACCAGGGUCUCCUGGAACGAAAACGGCUAAAGUCGGCUAAAGUCAAAGGUGUUUAACAAGCACUUUGUCUGAAGCAAACUGAGGCUACGUCCACACGAAACAAUCCCUGUCCACACUAACACACCUAAAAACAGUUACCUACACUGAGCAUGUGCA
Messenger RNA from Seriola dumerili (greater amberjack), 6174 nucleotides. RefSeq lists its product as uncharacterized. Gene Ontology annotation, biological process: phosphatidylinositol phosphate biosynthetic process; intracellular signal transduction. The record is from RefSeq and is a predicted model, not a curated record. Gene Ontology annotation, cellular component: phosphatidylinositol 3-kinase complex. NCBI's taxonomy places the organism in Eukaryota, Metazoa, Chordata, Actinopteri, Carangiformes, Carangidae. The transcript has 11 exons. Gene Ontology annotation, molecular function: 1-phosphatidylinositol-3-kinase regulator activity. Bases 333 to 3014 code for a protein of 893 amino acids.